CGUUUUGUCAAUCAUUAAAAAAAACCAAAGUAAAGUGUUCUGUCUGCGAAAUCUGUGAUUAUUGGAUAUUUAUUUGUGUUUGUAGUUAACAUGGGGACAGAAGUGGCUAUAUCUUUUAGUGCUUUACGUGCUCAACUAGAGAACGAAAAAUCUAGUUUGUAUAAAAUUGAUGAGAAUAUAAAAAAAAUACAAGUUACUGGACGGUUUCCUAGCGAUAGAUUUAAUAACUCUUCGGGAGACUACGUGAGAGGUGGAGCCCGCACAGGCAAUCGAAAUCUGUACCAAGAUGCCGGCAAUAACUACAAGAAUGAUGAUCAGUUUGGCAAAAGAAAACAUGAAACUAAGACUGUGUUUAGCAGAUUGUCAGCGCGGACGCAAGAUAGUGAUGGUGAAGACGACGUUCCCGGUAAUAAAAGAGUAAGAAUGCCUUCAGCAGUGUCCAGGGAACUGCCAACCAGAGCUGCAGUACUUCGAGCUCAAGGUGGUGAUGAACAAGCCAGAACCAGAAAUCGUCGUAUAUUUGGUUCACUGUUGGGAACACUACAGAAGUUUAAACAAGAAGAGAUUGUGCUGCAGACAAAGGAAGAUAAAAAAGCUCAAGUUGAACGUAAAAUUGAAGAGCAAGCGAGAUUAGAGAAAGAGAGGGAACAAAAAGAAAGAAAAACAUUGUUCUUGGAGAGGGAACACAAGAAAGCAACCAUCAAGGCAUUGGAAGCCAAAAUGGCUCGUGUUCAGGAGUUUGAGAAGUGGGAAACUUCACAGAAAAGCCUUACUAAUUUUAUCUUGACCAAAGCUAAACCACAUUUAUACUGGAUUCCAAAAAAAAUGUCAGACAAAGCUACUGAGAAACUAAAUUCAAGUAGAAAGUACCAUGAAAAGUGCAUGAUAAAGAAACGUGAAGAGUUGCAAGAAGAAUUACAAAGGAUAGAACAAAGAUGUCUACGCCAGAGAGGUCCUGGUACUAAGGAGAAUGAUCCAGAAUCACAAAAUAAUAAAGAUUCGUCUCAACAUAACGAUUCUAUCACUGAACACGACCAUGAAAUGAAGACGGACGAAAGCGACGAUAAAUCAAGGAAAAGGAAUAAGUUUGCAAUGGAUGCAGAUGAGAAGGAAGACAGUGACGCUGAUGACAGGCAUGAUGACGUUUCUCCGUCAGUUGUACCAAAAGAGGAAAAAGAAUCAGAUGAAAGCAAAACAGAAGUAAGUUCUGAACAGAUUACUAAUGUAGCCCAACCUACGGAAAUGGAAAUAACAAAUGAAUGUAUGGACUCUACUAUGGAAACUAGUGAAGCCAAUGAUACCCAACUAGAAAGUGAAAUAAUCACAUCCAAUGAAAACAAGCUUGAUGCAGGAUCUUCAGAACAUUCCUAACAACUACUGCACAAACAAAUUCAUAGAAUUUAAAUCAGUGUCACU
This is a messenger RNA of Diatraea saccharalis (sugarcane borer), 1416 nucleotides long. The record is from the annotation of a GenBank genome assembly. Lineage: Eukaryota; Metazoa; Arthropoda; Insecta; Lepidoptera; Crambidae.